GUCUCUAUCACUUUUUGUUCAAAUGUGAUAAGCAUUCUGCCGAGCCGCCUCGAUUUCCGAGAAGGAUAAUAGUCUUUUUUCUUUUUAGUGUUCAUAACGAAUAGUUUCAUAUCAACAUAUGAUAAUUAUUAGAAUAAAAAAUAGUCAGUUUUUUAGUUUUGCUAUCCAAUCAAGUUGAGAGCAUUAUUUUUUGUAAUGACUUCAAAAACAAUAAAACAAUGUAAAUUAAGAUUUAGCUAUCUUGGACAUAUGUUAAUUUUUGAUACUUUUUUCCUAUUAGCUACAAGAUUUCCAGCAGAGUCUCCUGAUAAUAGUAUACCUGGUGAUCAAGUGGGAGAUGAUAAAGCCAUUGUUGCCAUACACAUAUCAAAUUCAAGUGAUACAUCAAUUGUUUCAGAUGAAAAAUAUAUUGAAAAAAAUCAUAAAAAUCUUCUCCCUAGAGAAGUAUCAUCCGUUGCACCUACUGCUAAUGAGCCACGUGAAAAAUGGAGUGAACAAAUGGAUUUUCUCCUAUCGAUUAUUGGUUUUGCCGUUGACCUGGCAAAUAUUUGGCGUUUUCCUUAUCUUUGUUACAAAAAUGGCGGUGGUGCCUUUCUUAUACCUUAUGUUUUAUCCGUUAUUCUUGGUGGCAUGCCUCUGUUCUAUUUAGAACUUUUAUUAGGUCAAUAUUAUCGACAAGGAGCAAUUACUUGUUGGAGAAAAAUUUGCCCAUUAUUAGCAGGAAUUGGUUGGGCCGUGACUGUCAUUGCAUUUUAUACUGAUUUUUAUUACAAUGUUGUCAUAUCAUGGGGGCUCUAUUAUUUAUUUGCCUCAUUUUCGAAAAUGUUACCAUGGAGUAAAUGCAAUCAAAAGUGGAACACUCCCGACUGUUCUACGGUAAAUAGUCGACGAGACUUUCUUCAACAAUGUAUUAAUUCGAUGAAUAAUACAUUGAAUCAUUCAUUUGAUUUUAUUCCAAAUCAAACGUAUUCACUAACAGCAUUAAAUGAUCAACAUUCGUUUGAAGGCAAUAGAUUUUAUGAAAAUUGUUCAAGACAGUUAACUAAUAAACAAAUUGUUUCACCAGCUCAAGAAUAUUUUCAUUUACAAGUAUACCGCCUAGAUAAACACAGAGAGCUAAGUUUGACUAAUUUGGGUGGUAUUAACUGGCAAAAUGUUGGAUGUUUAGCUAUUAUAUAUUUAAUAUGUUUUUUCUCAAUGUGGAAAGGCAUCAAAACAUCAGGAAAAGUUGUCUGGUUUACAGCCUUAUUUCCCUAUGUUGUAUUGAUGAUAUUGAUGGUUCGUGGUCUCUUUUUAAAUGGUUCUAAAAAAGGUAUUGAAUACUAUAUUAAACCCGAUUUAAGUAAAUUAAAAGAUGCAUCAGUGUGGGUUGAUGCAGCAUCACAAACAUUCUUUUCAUUGGGACCCGGUUUUGGUGUACUAAUGGCAUUUGCAAGUUAUAAUGAUUUUCAUCACAAUGGUUAUAUGAGUGAAAUAUCUGGUAGAGCAAUCAAAGAUGUAGCAGAACAAGGCUCUACGUUAGUAUUUAUUGUCUAUCCUGAAGCUAUUGCCACCAUGCCGUUUGCUCCAGUUUGGGCAGUAUUCUUCUUCUUGAUGUUAUUGACACUCGGUCUCGAUAGUUCGUUCGGUGGUUCAGAAGCAAUUAUAACAGCAUUAAGUGAUGAAUAUCCAAUUUUACGUAAACAUCGAGAAUGGUUUGUGGGUGGAUUAUUUCUAUUUUAUUUUCUUAUUGGAAUACCAAGUUGUACAGAUGCUGGAGUCUAUUUCGUAGAACUUUUACAGAAUUAUGCUGCAUUUUUCUCCAUAAUAAUUGCAGUAUUUUUUGAAGCAAUUGCUGUCUCUUGGAUUUAUGGUAAGAAAUAUUCUUAUAUUCUAAUAUUAGAAGGCGUUAUUAUCUCAGGAUUAAUUCAAAAUGUAUCACCAACAUAUGGAAAAUUAACUGAUCCAUUCUAUUAUCAGUAUCCAGAUUGGUCUCAUUAUUUAGGUUGGAUAUUUGCCUUAUCAUCAGUUAUAUUUAUUCCGGCUGUAGUGGUUUAUCAACUUCUCAUUACAACUGGAUCAUUGCGAAGACGUAUUCGUAUAGGUAUAACACCGUGGAAAGAACGUCAACAAUGUUUAAAUUCUGAUAUAUUAAUCUAUCAAUAUGAAUUUAAAACUGAAGUGUGUCUACCGAAUGACUGUCGUGGUGGAGAUUGUGAAAUAAUACGCUAUCAAAAUGGAUCUCCAUGUUGGGCGGGAGGAACAUGUGUUGAUGUUGCAAAUUUGGAUUAUGUUUGCCUAUGUCCACCAAAUUAUACUGGAAAAGAUUGUCGUACAUUAUUAGCUUGUAAUGAUUAUGCAUGUCAUAAUGGUGGAACAUGUAUUCAGACAGCCUAUGGUACACGAUGUAAUUGUAAAGAACAUGUGACCGGUGAUUAUUGUCAACAUAUAACUAAUGAUAGUUUUAAAGUAUAUCAAUAUGGUGUUGAACCAUCAAAUAUUAUUGGUUAUAAACAGUUAGAUCCGGCAACAUUGGUGGCCAUUGCUGGUAAUCAAGCAUCAAUGAACAAUCAACAACGAUCACAAUUCGUUUUUUGUUUAACAAAUCCAUGUGAAAAUGAUGGAACGUGUUUUGUUACAAAUACUGCAACGACAAAAGGUAUAUGCGUUUGUCGACAAGGCUAUGUUGGAGAUUAUUGUGAAAAUCCUAUUGUAAAUUCAUCAUCAACAACUGUCAUUCAGUCACGAGCCGGUUAUUGUUCAUCGAACCCAUGUUUGAACGAUGGAUCAUGUGUUGAAACUGGUUCAGCACAAGGUUAUUGUCAUUGUACUCCCGAAUAUCGUGGAGCGUAUUGUGAACUAUCCGUAAGAGCAGUCAGCUGUUUACCAAACCCUUGUAAAAAUGGUGGAACAUGCAUUGUAUUAGAUAAUAAUCAAGCUCAUUGUCUUUGUACACCGGUAUUUCGUGGCUUAACGUGUAAUCAAUUCAGUUACGUACCAUGCGGAGAAGCUACAUGUCACGGGACACAAGGUGUGUGCGUUGCAAAUUAUUGCAUCUGUAAAGCCGGUUAUGCUGGUCCUCGAUGUGAUAGUACGGAUUUUUGUACAGCAUUUCCAUGUCAAAACGGAGGUACGUGUGUUCGAACGAAUGAAGAACCAUAUGGCGGAUGUAGUUGUCCAGCCGGCUUCUCCGGUCCCACAUGUAGUAAUGAUCCAUGCAAUCCCAGUCCAUGUUUAAACGGAGGGUAUUGUGUACGAAAACCGGAUAAUCAAUUUUAUUGUCAAUGUCGAAGUAAAAACAAGGGAGUCUAUUGUGAACAGGUAGAAUGUUUUCCAUCAGAUGCUCUAGUCGAGUUGAAGAAUGGUGAUUAUGUACAAAUGCACAAUGUGAAAAUUAACUCAUUAGUAAAAGUAAUUAAUAAUGACAAUCAAUUAUCUUAUUCACCCAUAGUUGCAUUUCUUCACUAUGAUUCUCAAACAAGAGCGUUAUACAAACAAAUUCAUACAGAAUCAAAUACGAUCAUUGAAUUAUCAUCAUUACAUUUAAUACGAAGAAAACAAAAAAAUAAUUUACUAAUAGAUGAAUUUGUAUGGGCAAAAAAAGUGGUACCCAAUGAUCAAAUACUUGUCGUUAAACAGAAUAAUAAUACAAUUGUUUGGGAAAAAGUUAUGUUUAUAAAAGAUGUAUGGAAACAAGGUUUAAUGGCACCGUUAACAGAUCAAGGUACAAUUGUUGUUAAUAAUGUUCACGCAUCUUGUUAUGCAUUAGUCAAAAGUCAUACAGUCGGGCAUAUUGCAUUAACACCAUAUCGUUUAUAUAAAAGAUUCAUUCAUUCUAUUCCAAAAGAUUCAACAACAACAUCAAUUUUAUCUUAUGCUGAUAUCUUAUUUCAUAUUUUCAAAAAUAUUCCAAAACGUGAUCUUUUGAGCAGUUUGCUUGAGACCAGUUUAUCUCGUGGUAUAUUUAAUGACGAGUCAUCGAAUACGUCACCAUCUGAAAGUUCAAAAAUUCAUCAGUUGUUAAAAAAUCCAUUUGUUAUCAGUUCGUUGAGUGCAGCUGUUGGUAUACUUGUUCAAAAAGCAUUAACAUCCCAAAAUAUGGACAAGAAUAGUGUAUGUGAUAAUAAUUAUGUAAAAAUGGCAACAAUGGUCAUGAGUAAUAAUUCACACUUGAAACAAUUGGUAGAAAUGUUAGGAUGCACAGAUACUAGCAAGGAAAAACAUAAUAAAAAGCCGACAAAAACAUCAAAUGAUGAUGAUGAUGAUGAUGAUGAUGAUGAAUCAGAAACAAUGGAUCAUACUGAACAAUCUAGUAAUAGUCACCAUGAAGAAUCCAAUAAACUUCAAGAGGUUAUGAAUAUUUUUAAGGAUGAAAAUGGUUCGGCACGAAAAGCUAUUAAAAAUCUUUUUGGUUUAAGCAACAACGAUGAACAUAUCAAAACUGAUACAAAAUGA
This is a messenger RNA of Didymodactylos carnosus, 4434 nucleotides long. Lineage: Eukaryota; Metazoa; Rotifera; Eurotatoria; Philodinida; Philodinidae. The record is from the annotation of a GenBank genome assembly.